Ostrinia nubilalis (European corn borer) is the source of this 6568-nucleotide messenger RNA. RefSeq names its product heparin sulfate O-sulfotransferase (gene Hs2st). Gene Ontology annotation, cellular component: membrane. Gene Ontology annotation, molecular function: heparan sulfate 2-sulfotransferase activity. Lineage: Eukaryota; Metazoa; Arthropoda; Insecta; Lepidoptera; Crambidae. The coding region runs from base 148 to 1170 and encodes 340 amino acids. The transcript has 5 exons. The record is from RefSeq and is a predicted model, not a curated record.
UGCUGUGCGUGCAGUCGAUUUCUAUUUUACUUUUCUCGUGUGGGUGUAGAGAAACGCAAAGCAAAUGCUUAUUUAUAAACUAUUUUGAAUAUUUAUUACGCGAGUGCUCAUUUGUGUGUAAUGUGAAGUGCUCGGGCCCAGUUCGUCAUGAUGAACGCGCACAAGAUAUGGGUGCUUUCAAGCCUCUGUGUUGUUGUUAUCGUUGUAAUAUAUUUUCAGUCAGAAAUUGCACGUUUAGAAGAGAUUUAUCACAGAUUAGAAUACAGAUUAGUCCAAACGCAUUCCGAACCUCGGCAGUUCUUCAUGCAACCAGUGGAUAAAAGUGAUGAUGACCUGGUGGUGAUAUACAAUAGGGUUCCGAAGACGGGAUCGACAAGUUUCGUGGGUGUGGCGUACGAUUUGUGCAAGAAGAAUCACUUUAAAGUGUUACAUAUUAAUAUAACGGCGAACAUGCACGUGAUGACCCUGGACAACCAGUACAAGUUUGCUCAGAACGUCACCAAGUGGAAGGAUGUGAAGCCAGCCCUGUACCAUGGGCACAUGGCAUUCCUGAACUUUCAUAGACUUGGCACCUCUUCAAAGCCCUUAUACAUAAACCUGAUAAGGAAGCCCCUGGACCGGCUGGUCUCAUAUUACUAUUUCUUGAGAAACGGAGACAAUUUCAGACCACACUUGGUUAGAAAGAAACAUGGAGAUAAAAUGACGUUUGACGAGUGUGUGGAGCAGGGGCAGCCGGACUGUGACCCCAACAACAUGUGGCUUCAAGUGCCUUUUUUCUGCGGCCACUCAGCACAGUGUUGGAAACCGGGCAGCCACUGGGCGUUGCAGCAAGCGAAGCAGAAUCUAGUCAACCACUACCUCGUAGUGGGAGUGACGGAAGAAAUGCUGGACUUCAUCAUGGUCUUAGAGGCAGCCCUGCCCAGGAUGUUCAGGGGUGCCACCGAGCACUACCUGAACAGCAACAAGUCGCACCUGCGUCAAACCAGCUCAAAACUCCAACCCAGCCCGGAGACCAUAGAAAAGAUACAACAGUCCAACAUCUGGAAAAUGGAGAACGAAUUGUACGAAUUCGCGCUAGAACACUUCAAAUUCGUCAAACGGCGAAUCCUGUUGAAGGAGCCCAACAGUGUUGCGCAGACAUUCUUCUACGAAAAGAUACGGCCUAAAUGAGAAUACGUUUUACUGUUGACCACAGUAAUAUCAUUGAAACAGUACGUUCGUGCGACUUUGAAAACCAACCGGUUGCUAGUGAAAGUCAUAUCGGAAUAUAAUUAUACAAUUCGCUUAGCUCUAGGUUGGACUUAAAGGGUAAACUUUUUAGGUAAAUUAUUACAAUUGACUUAUAAUCAAUAUGCAAUAUAUCAAUGUUAUACUCGUAGUUGUAGCAUAAGAAUGAUGGCUAUUCGGAUUUUAGAAAAAGUUUAUUCUUUAUUCUAAGAGCCAACACUGCUGAAUACUGAGUUGAUACUUGAGGAAUUAGUUAUUUCUUCCCACAAAAACAUUACCAAGUUACUUUAACAGUUCAUGCUGCAUACCAAUAUAAAUAACAAAGCUGCAUCUGUAUAUUUGACAGUCGUUCUUGCCAGCAUUUCGCUAUGAGUGGGAGAAAUGCAUAGAUCCGAAAACAGAAAAAUCACGUUUACUUAACCCCACGGGACACAGUUUCAAGUUUCAUCUCAGUAUUUGCGCGAAAAACUACUUAAAUAUCUCGUCAUUCCAUGCAUUUGCAUGUCAUUGGUAGUUUUAUUUUUACUUGAAGACAGUUUACAUACCAUUGAUAAUUUAAUUUUUAUACUAAUCUAAUUUUAUUAUAUCUUGUUAUUUUGUGUACUUUAUGUACUUACAUUUUUUUAUUAUAUUGACAUGUAUAGUGUUCAUUGUAGUUAAAUUUAAGUCCUAGGUCUAAUAAUGUAUCAAAUAUUUACAGUACUAAAUAAUUUCGUUAGAAGAAAGAGACAAUGCUCUACAAAACGGCGUAUAGCGUUCUCUCACUCUCACAUUAGCUGGAAUCUUUUUCAUGCAUAACCCCAUUUAAUACUUAAUUAUGGUAUUGCAGUGCCUAAAGAAUUUUACUAAGCUUUAUGUAAGGGGUUAAAAUACCAAAGUUAAUGAGAUUUACGGUUUAGGCACUCAAGUACCUGAUAAAAAUCUGUUUAAACGGUGAUCUUUAAAACAUAUACUUAAUACAUUAAUUUCGUAUGUAUUAUAGUAGAAACAUUUUACAAGUUUUUCAUCAAAUUGCACCGUUAUAGAUGCUUUGCACAGUAAUAUUACUUAUAUCUGCUAAUUAUUAUUACUAACCAAUAACCAUACAUAUUAUUAUGUAGCAAGAAAUUAUUGAAUAUAGUUGUUUAUGAUGAAUUUAUAGCCUGGACUUGUAUAAUAUUGUAUUAACUAAUUUAGAAAAUUAUAGGACGAAUUAUGUGAAUUGAUACUUAAUAGCAAUUAUUUUUGUGUUCAUAGAUAUUUAAAUUAUAACAAUUUGUAUAUUUUGAUUAUUAUUGUUGAUAUUUUAUAUAGAAAAGACAAUCUGAAUUAUUUUUAUAAGAACGCUCAAGUUUGUUUGUGUUUGUAUGCAGUGGCUUAUGUUUUUUGACAUAACAAUGUAAUAAAGUAUCUCUCUUCCUCUAGAUAGUUAGUCUGUUAAUAGACCGAAUUCUAAGAGAGAGCGAGACGACUAAUCAUCUCUCUGUCAUGCUUAGACAGAGACAGCCAACGAAUUCUGACUCCGAUUUGUAGUGCAAUCACUAUCACUCCAAGAGAGGGACAAAAGAUGUGUUUUAGAUGCAUUCGAAAUUCGCAUAAUGAAUUUAUACCAAUUGUAUUCUUAUGCGAUUUGUAUAGUUUCAAAUGCGUUAGAAAUUUGAAUGUUUCAAAAAUACUUUCAAAAAUAACCCUCUCGCUUAGAUUUGAUAUCGAUUGUUCAUUGCUUUGGCGCGCAGCCGGCGCGACUAUGACGCGACUUGACGUGUCAUGACGUUAGGCGAAACCGCUGUCAAUCUUUAUAUGUAUAGCUAUAUGAGCUGUUUUACACCAAUGCCGAUACAAGACGUGCAAUAAGCAACCAAUAGAAGUUCGUUAUUUACACAUCUCCGCUCAGCUUCAGUAGAAAGAGAAACACAUCUCACUCAAGUCGCGCAGCGGUCGUGCCGGCUGUUUAACAAAGCCUCAACUUUUCGUUAUUGACUAACUGAAUCUUGUUUGUCUAAUCAAAUAUUGUGAUAUUUUUAAAUCCAUCCACGCUUGUUGACCGAGCUGUUAAUUUGUUAACUUUUUGUAACUUCGUGCUGUGUGAAUAUAACGACUCAUUUUUGUUGUAAACCUAUUUUUGUGUGCAAUUUUUUGUAACUCGUAUUUCAGUUGUAUAUUAGAGUUUGUAACUAAAUAUUGAUUUAUGUAAUUCCUACUUAAUAAUAUCAGAUUUUGUAUUUUUUUUUGUGUAGAUAAUGUGUGUAAAAAGGGACCAUGGAAAUUACAGAAUGUAAACGGGUCAUUGUGGCGUCGCGUUGACGUCGCGCCGACAUCGCGUCGUCACUCUGAACGACGGAUGUCGUGAUAUUAUACGGUCUUUUUAUUGAUUGAUAUAAAAGGUAUUACUACUCCUAUGUACAGGAUUUUGACCUUUUAUAAGCCUAUCUGUAGAAAUUGAAAAUUAAUUCUGUGAAAAAAAAACAAAAGUUAUGCAUAUCAAGGGUACCUUUCGUUACUUGCAAUAAACUCUUGUGUAGACUUUAUUGUUGACAUGAAAUUUUUAAAUGAAAAAGUAAAAAAAAAACUUUGAACUAUUUCCCUAUUUAAUUUCGUAGCGAGUUCAAUGACAGUUUAACUUUCCCUGGGACAAAUUCUGUCUUCACUGGUUAAGUUUUGUUGGUGGUCAAGCUGCAGAUCUAGAAUACCCACAAGUUGCAGUGGUGGAAAUAGUUUCCUACCCUAAAAAGCACAGAACCACCAUUAUAAUCGGAUAUUUGGGAAGAUUUUUGUGUUGUCUCUGGGAGAUGCUCGUAUUUAUCAAACAAAUUGUCCCCGACCUUAUUCGAACCUAGAAUCUUCGUUGGCAUUACAGUCCAGUUCGCGAACGAUCAGUCCAUAAAAUUUCCAUAACCCAACAAAUCAUUAUCGCUGAUACAAUUUUAUCGAGCGGAUACACCCUGCGUGGCGUAAUUAAAACUAGCCAUCAAAUCUAUGGACAAAUUACUAAGAACCACCCCUGCUCUAUGUCUAUGACGUUAAGGUUCAAAGUCAGUUUCGAUCUAGAUAGCUAAAUUAUCAGGGUGGAAACAGAAAUAAUAAUUGUUGAUACAAUACCGCGAUAUUUGUUAAUGUAAAACAGUUCGUUUGUCGCUUUCUCCGGCGAUUCUCUCUCGAAUUUCAGAAAAAUAUUAUAGUCCUUAAGUUUAAAUGCUCUUCAAGACUUGCUAAUAAAGUCCCUGGAUUAGGAACUUUUCUACCUACCUCUAUUAUGGUGAAAACGAGCUAUGAUAUUAUUUUUUUAUAUCCACAACGAGGAAGCUCUUGGCCUGUAUCUCACCUGAUAGUAAGUGAUGAUCAGGCCGAAGGUGGAAGCGAGCUUCACCCGGAAUCGUCAACCACGGAGGAACUGGCUAUCUUACCUCUAACUGCCGGUACACAACAAUGCUGUUAACAUUGUUGUUAUGUUGUGUAUCACCCUUUCACGAACCAAACUUUGGAAACUGAGCUUUUACCUGUAUCGUACACUUCGUAAGAACGUUACAUUACAUAAAAAUGCUCUAGUGUAUAUUGACCUUUAUUAAAAACUAGAACUAGGUUCUAGAAUCUCUCUGUCGAGAUACGGGACUAUUCCCACUUUUCGUUCCCACCUCUGCAACUCCUGUGUAGCCAGGAUCUACAGCUUGACCGCCACAAAAACCUAACCAAUGAAGGUCAAGUUUGUCCCAGGGGAAAGUUAAACUGUCAUUGGACCCGCAACGAAAUUAAUCAGAAGAACAUAGGAGGAGUUCGAAAUUAAGGUUCGACUUCCCUCCAUUGCAAAGCGGAUGACAGGUGACAAACAAAGGUUUAAAACCUUAAAGAAAAGAUUAUGCACCACAGACAAUAAAUAUCUCUCUGUCGAGAUAGUCAAAUCUUUAACCACUUUGGCUAUCUUAUUUGAUAUUGUACUAAAAAUUUUAAAGAAAGCUUCUAUAGCAAGUAACGAAACCCUCCCUAAGAAAAAAAUUCCGAUUGAAUGUAAAUAAAAUAGAAGUUUAAUAUCAUACAACAUAUAACUAUAUCUUGUGUAGUCUCGAAAACUAACUUACAUGGCUAUAAUGUAAAAAUGUAUAAGUACUUAGCUUAUUUUACAAUACUGUAGAUAAACAUUUUAUAGUGGAUAAGUGAUAGAACGUUCUUCCAUUUGUCAUAUUGUGAUUCUGAUGAUAUCAGCGUUGUAAAUAUUCGAUAACCUGUAAAAUUGUAACCUAUGACGUCACUUGACGUGUUUGCGGUUAAGGUGCGUAACUGACAAAAAAUGGUUGCAAGAAAAUUCUGGAAACUCGAUCUUUUAGUACCUACUUAUUUCAGAAUUGUUCAUAUGUUCGAUAAAAACUAUAUUUUUAAAUUAAUGAACUUUCUCGCGCCUUAACUUUAUUAUUGGUGGCAAAUCAGUUAAAUCUCUAACUUAUUUUUUUUAGUCAAAGAAAACCAAUACAAUGUUAUUAAACUUUAUUUAACGUUUACUUCAGCCAAAGGACGCCCACUGCUGGACAAAGUCCUUCUCCAAGGAUUUUAAUAACAUGUUAUAAAUAUCUUUAUAGGUAUUAUUUAUUGAUCUAUUUGUUUAAAUAGGCAGACUUGGAAGUUGGUAAUCAUUAGUUUAACUGAAAUGCCACCGACGGGAUUUGAACGGUGAACUGUUAUUAUGAGUAGUCUAAUUAUAAAAUACUUAUAAAAAGUUUCGUUCUACUAACACAAAAUAUGUGUGGACUGUUUAUCUAAAACAUAAAUAAAAUGUAGUGAAAUAGAAAGAAAAUAGAAAACAUGCCUAAACACUGUAAUUAAAAUAUAAGAAUAAUAAACUAUUAUUGUAACUCGUACUUAUACAAUUUAUACGCCUCUAUUAUCCGUUGUAAUUAUUUUUUGUAUAUUGACAUUUUAUUUAAAUCCGUUUGGGUUAGACGACAUUGAUAAUUUUAUUAUAUUCUGUUUUACAAGACAUAUUAAGAUAAAGCGCAAUUAAUUUUAUAUCUAAUACUCCACCUGAAAAAUAUAAUGGCUAAUAUGAAUUAUACUUAAAUACAGUUCCUUAUAUUUUAUUUUCAUUUUACAUACACUUGUUAUACUUGUUAUUAUACUUCAAAGUUUUCAGGUAGUGAUUUAAAAAAUUGACAAAUAAGUAUCUAGUGCCCACACCAUACUUUUAAACACACGCACGAAUGCUAUGCACAUACAGUUUGAGGCACUAAAUCAUGGUAGAGAACAUUAUAACAUGAUUGCUUCCAGAUAACCUAUGUAUGUUUUACAUUCGAAUUAAACCGUUGUUUCGGCACUCAUAGUACAUAGUAGGUCUUUAUAAAAAUUGUUCGCGAUAAUAAACUGACAUUAUACACAC